Messenger RNA from Sycon ciliatum, 1090 nucleotides. RefSeq names its product ragulator complex protein LAMTOR2 homolog. The record is from RefSeq and is a predicted model, not a curated record. Gene Ontology annotation, biological process: positive regulation of TOR signaling; cellular response to amino acid stimulus. Gene Ontology annotation, molecular function: molecular adaptor activity; guanyl-nucleotide exchange factor activity. The transcript is spliced from 4 exons. NCBI's taxonomy places the organism in Eukaryota, Metazoa, Porifera, Calcarea, Leucosolenida, Sycettidae. Bases 184 to 558 code for a protein of 124 amino acids. Gene Ontology annotation, cellular component: Ragulator complex.
ACUCAGCUGUUUGGUGAGCAGCUUGUACUAGUAUUAUUAGUAGUUCUCUGUAGUAGCUGUCCUCCAUGGUCCUCUGCUCCCGACAUAGGGUUUAGAGCGUUGUUGGAGUCGCAUUCCGCUCAACUUCUUCGCCUUUGUGUCAGAUCUCCUCAGCCGGAUUUGAAGUGUUUUAGAACCUUCGCCAUGCUCAAGCCCAAGGCGCUGGCGAAAGUGUUGGAACAGACAAAUACUAAUGGAGUUCGAAACACAGUUCUUCUAAACAGUGAAGGCUCAUUGCUGGCGUUUGCCGGUGAGGACGACCGCGAUGCCAAGGUGCGUGCCGCUAUCUCCUCCAGCAUCUGGCUGUCCUACGAGAAGGCCGGCAAGCAGUUUGCACCGCCAGGCCACAUGACCCAGAUGAUACUGCCAUGUAUGGACGGUUCCGUUGUGAUCAACAGAGUUCCCGGUGGCCUACUGUGCCUUUUUGCUGGCAAGGGUGUCGGGCUGGGCAUGCUACGACUCAAGGCUGACAAGAUGGCGGCGCAUCUGGAGGAGCCACUGAAGAAACUGGGCACGUAGCCCGCCGGCAUCAGCACAUCAAGGCUGCCGUGUGUGUGUGUGUGUGUGUGUGUGUGUGUGUGUGUGUGUGUGCACAUGUGCACGUGUGCGUGCCUGUGUGUGCGUGUUGACGACAGCGAGUAGUAAAGUACCGGUAUUUUACUACUCCCGGGUUGGCACUGCUUCUUUCCAGUGAGAUUGCAGUGGUGACCUAUGUGCUGUCCUUUCCUCACUGCUACCCUUACUCCCCCAGCUCCAGACCUUACUCCCAGAGAUAUCCGGCUUCUUUGCUUUGUACUUUGCACGUUACAUUCCGGCAUCUGUGUGCCUAGCUUGUGUGCGUUUUUAUCCGUUUAUGCUGCUGCUGCUGGUUCAGCACUUCUGAUCGUGGCUUUAUUGUUAUUAAUUAAUUUUCAAGUAGUUUUCUGAAUAUCUUCUUCACCCCAGGUGUUGGGUACUUGUAAGCGAACGGUAUGGGUUUGCUUCACCAUCAUUGUUACCCUACUCAGUGUGGGUACUGUCUUGUUUUCUCAUCUCUUUCAGUACCCAGUGA